Messenger RNA from Purpureocillium lilacinum, 1443 nucleotides. RefSeq lists its product as uncharacterized. Lineage: Eukaryota; Fungi; Ascomycota; Sordariomycetes; Hypocreales; Ophiocordycipitaceae. Gene Ontology annotation, cellular component: membrane. The record is from RefSeq and is a predicted model, not a curated record.
AUGGAGGAGCCUGAGCCCAACGGCGGUCGGCCGCCUUCCGGUGCGGAGAUGCGGCCGGCUCGUCAGUCACCCAAAGCUUCCCGCCCCGAAAAUGACGACGACAACGCAAGAGAGACGCAACAACAACAUCCGUUCCAUCACCGUGACCUGUCCCCGGAUGUGCGUGGACGGGACGACAAGGCCUUACAUCCGACCGCCGCAGAGCACUUCCGUCACUUAUCACUGAGUCCGGCCCCGAGCGGCAGACUCUCCCCGGCACCGCAUGGCUCAUACAACCCAGCCCACGGGCAACCCUUCCAGCCCUACAAGCAAUCAUCAUGGGCCCGCUUCUGGGACCGCAACAAGCCCGCCAUCCUCGUGGCGCUGUCCCAGCUGUUCGGCGCCUCCAUGAACCUCAGCGCGCGCCUGCUCGAGCUCGAGGGCGAGGGCAUGCACCCGGUCCAGGUCCUCCUCCUGCGGCAGAGCCUGACGUCGAUAUGCUGCCUGACCUACAUGUGGUGGAUGCAGGUGCCCGACUUCCCCAUCGGCAAGCGCGAGAUCCGGUGGCUGCUCGUCGCCCGAGGCUUCACGGGCUUCUUUGGCAUCUUCGGCAUGUGGUACUCCAUGAUGUACCUGCCGCUGGCCGACGCCACCGUCAUAACGUUCCUGGCGCCGGGCGUCGCCGGCUUCGUGUGCUGGUUCCUGCUGCGCGAGCCGUUCACGCGCAUCGAGCAGCUGGCGACCGUCGUGGCGCUCCUCGGCGUCGUCUUGAUAGCGCAGCCGGCGGCCCUCUUCUCCGGCGGCACGUCAUCGUCCACCGGCGGCGACGACCACUCGACGACGGAGCCGCCCGAGCAGGGCCUGCCGGGGGCGGACCACCAGACGACGGCGCAGGAGCGGCUCGUGGCCGUGGGCGUGGCCCUGCUGGGCGUGCUGGGCGCGGCCGGGGCCUUCACGACGCUGCGCUCCAUCGGCAAGCGCGCGCACCCCCUCAUCUCGGUCAACUUCUUCGGCAUGACGUGCACCGUCAUCUGCGUCGUGACGCUGUGCGCUGCGCCGCAGCUCGACGUCGGCCAGCCGGCGCUGCGGUGGAUCACGCCCACGUCGCCCAAGCAGUGGUUCCUGCUGCUCGCGCUGGGCGCCCUGGGCUUCGUGAUGCAGUACCUCCUCACGGCGGGGCUGGCCGCCGACAAGUCCAACCGCGCCAACGCCAUGGUCUACACGCACAUGCUCUUCGCCGUGGCGUUUGACCGCUGGGUGUUUGGGCACCGCAUGGGCGUCAUGAGCUUCCUCGGCUGCGCGCUGAUCCUGGGCAGCGCCAUCGGCGUCGUCUUCAUGAAGAAGCCGCCCUCGCCGCCGAAAGUGGAGGACGUCGAGAGGCAGAACAACGUGAGCGGCGAGGCGGAGGGUUCGCCGAUGCUCAUGGGCGUUGGCGGCAACGCGGAGAGUUGUGACCUUGCUUAG